UGUAAAGAGACAGCUACUUUCUGCAGAGUCCUCCUACAACUACUCCUGUGACAUGUGCAAGACAAGACAGAGGCGGAGUAGACACACUGUGAAGAAGAGCUGCUGUUCAGCACAUCUACCACGAGAGAAGAUCAACAGACAGGCUGCAGCAUACCACACAGGAAUUCAGCGGUGUGACCACAAAUGGCCCAAUUGAAUGUGACAAACAGCUCGGGGAGCAAUUCUACAGAAUGUCCAUCCAUUGAUGACUUCCGUAACCAGGUGUACUCCACCGCCUACUCGCUCAUCACUGUGUUAGGACUGGUGGGGAACGGCUUCGCUCUGGUGGUGCUGGUCAGAACCAAUCGCCAGAGCUCACCCUUCCAUGUCUACAUUCUGAACCUUGCGGUGUCCGAUCUACUGUGUGUCAUGACCCUGCCACUGCGAGUUAUCUACUAUGUGAACAAGGGCCAAUGGAACCAGGGGGAUUUCCUCUGUCGCAUCAGCUCCUAUGCUCUCUAUGUAAACCUCUACUGCAGCAUUUACUUCAUGGCCGCUAUGUCCUUCACACGUUUCUUGGCCAUAGUCUUCCCUGUGCAGAACCUGCAGCUGGUUACAGAAAACCGUGCUCGCAUGGUGUGUGCAGGUAUCUGGUUAUUCAUCUGUCUUUCAUCUUCACCCUUUCUGAUGUCUGGCCAGAGUUUUGACCCCAUCACAAAUAAAACCAAGUGCUUUGAGCCUCCACGGGGUCCAGCUGUGGAGAAACUAGUCAUAUUGAACUAUUUGUCUCUGGUGCUGGGCUUUUCCCUGCCCUUCCUGGUCAUUCUGAUUUGCUAUGCUGGCAUAGUCCGCACCCUGCUGUUCCGCACCCAAUCUUCCAGACAGCAGACACGCGGCACAGGCACCAAAGCCAUCCGAAUGAUCGUCAUUGUCCUGUUGACCUUCCUGAUCUGCUUCAUGCCCUACCACGUGCAGCGCUCCAUCCACCUGAACUUUCUGUAUCGGACAGAAACCACCUGCUCAGAGCGGAUUGCCAUGCAGAAGUCUGUUGUGGUGACACUGUGCCUGGCUGCUGCCAAUUCAUGCUUUGAUCCACUGCUUUAUUUUUUCUCUGGAGAGGGUUUCCGCAGACGUUUGUCCUCCAUGCGCAAAUCUGUGAAGAGAAGCACCCUGCGUGGUACAGACAGGCUGAAGACCACCAUGGACUCUGAGCCUAGAGAAACCCACCAGCUGACAGCCAGUUGAUUUACAAUAUGAGAGCUUUCAGAAUGGCUUGCAGCCUCGGUAACAAAGAGGAAGGAUGUUGGGAGAAGAAAUUGAAGAUUGAAGUCAAAAAGAGAUAAAGGUUGGUUUACAUUAUAAUUCAAAAGAUGAAGUUGCAAGUCUCAGAAAAAAGCAUUCUUGCUUGAGUCCAUAUUGUUCAGUAUUUCAGUGAUGUUGUCCUGCACCGUGAAGAUAGUACGUAGCCUGUUAUGUCUCAAAACUUGAACGUUUAGAAAAGAAUGAAAAUCAUAGAUUAUAAUUAAAGAAUUGAACAAUGUAUGAUUCUUAUAUAAUGUUGUAAUGUAAAUUGUUUUCUGCGUUGUCUUUUAAGAAUGUUGAAUCCUCUAUUGCACGACCUGCAUGUAAAUGUUAAACAAAAAGUAAUUAUUGUGUUAAUGACAUACUAAAGCAUCUUUGUGGCAUUAUGAAUAUUGUUCCAUGCUGUUGAAUGUAUUUUUAUCAGAAGUUAUUACCAUUCUCUUGUGCUUGACAUAAACACUUUUUCUUAAUUUGGUUUAUCAUUACCCGUAUUUUUGACACUUGAUAUCUUGUUUCAUGUCAUUUUUAAAUGAAUGAUUGGAAACAUUGUGUUACAAUCAAACCUGUCAAAGGCACAUUUAUGGAUUUCCUGCACUGCAAGGAGUUACAAAACGUCACACAUUUUGGGAUUCAGAAGUGGAUUUAAUAAAACAUCUGAACAUUUUAAAAAGUCUGAUACCACUCUCAGAUCUCUGAAGUAAAUAUAAAACUUUAUAAGCCUGCUGGGUAGUAGUAGUUCAGCCCCCAAGCUUCUGAACAAAGGGAAAGUAAUAUCCUUUUUAAUGGAACAAGAGUCGCAUUCAGCACUGUUGUAAAACGUGUCUUUGUGUAUAGCUUGUUGAAUCAAGUGUGGGCAGAUUCACUUUUAUUCCAAUCUUUAUGCUACAGUAAGAGGAUAAAGUUUCAUAUCGAAUGCACUGAUGUUAAAGCAAGUAUCAUUUUUAAAUGGAACAAGAGUUGCAUUCAGCACUGUUGUGAAACGCGUCUUUGUAUAUAACUUGUUGACUCAUGUGAGGAUUCACUUUCUUUCCAGUCUUUAUGCUACAGUAACAGAAUGGAGUUUCAUAUCAAGUGCACUGAUGUUAAAGCAAGUAUCAUUUUUCUUAUGUGCAAGAAAGAUAAAUAUUCCUGUGGAAAGAUCCUGCUGUUCAUGUAUUCUUUCAAACUAUGUUAUGUUGUGUUUGAUAAGUGAGUCAAUAAAUCUUUAAAAAAGUGUUAGAAAAGCGUGAUUGGAACACAGCUGCAGGAGGCAAUUAACCAAUCAGAGGACGGCCCUGCUCGGUCAGCCAGCAGUCGGGAGCGCAGCUCUGUUAGUUUUAAUCUCUCCACUGUGCCUCUCGUUGUCUUUGUCUAUAUGUUUAUUAAACGUUCUUUGAAGAA
This is a messenger RNA of Labrus bergylta (ballan wrasse), 2661 nucleotides long. RefSeq names its product cysteinyl leukotriene receptor 1 (gene cysltr1). Gene Ontology annotation, molecular function: leukotriene receptor activity. NCBI's taxonomy places the organism in Eukaryota, Metazoa, Chordata, Actinopteri, Labriformes, Labridae. Gene Ontology annotation, cellular component: plasma membrane. Gene Ontology annotation, biological process: G protein-coupled receptor signaling pathway. The record is from RefSeq and is a predicted model, not a curated record.